UUACCCGCGACGCCUCCUUCACAGGCCUUUUGUCAGCUGCAACAAAGGGAAAAAGACAGAAGAUAAAAAGAAACGAAAGAAACAACCAGGGGAAUAUAUACUCAAAUAAAAAUAAAUACAGCCAGGAUAGGAACACUCAAUCCAUCAGGUGCCCUGUUCUUUCCGUUCGAUGGUCCAUUCGGAUUCGGCCCAACCGACCGAUAGGUCAGGAUCUACCGUUCACCAACCACAAUUACACGAAGCCAACAACCCAACGGCUUCGGAUGAUAAUGAAAUUGGUGCACCCUCUGCUAUAGUCCCCGGUCAAGGGAGUUUUCAUACUCCUCCGCUUUAUAUUGAAAAAUCUCCUGCAGAGGGACUGCAGGAUGUAACUCUGCAGCACUACCCACACCCCCAUCAUCUGCCUUCGCUUCAGAUUCGCACGGAUCUGUCAAACGCUAGCCAGAUGAGCCCGCCAAGGGAACCUGGGUCAUUCGUGCAUCACAGCAUCUCGUCCAGCAGUCUCCCCCGGCGCACUCCAAGCCUGCGCGGUCUGUUCGCCGGCCCUCCAACCAGCGCAGGAUCUUUGACUCUGUCUCCAGCCUCGCUCAUAUCUUCCCCUCAACUCAUGGCCAUGGGAGACAUCACGCCUUUGCCAUCGCCCAUCGGUGGCAUGUCGCCAUGGAAACUGCCACGGCGCAAUUCCCAGUCUUUGUCUCGGACGCCUUCGACAACCUCUCGCAGCGGUUCCAGUCUCGGUUUACGACUAAGCGAUUCCUCUCAAAUGCUCGGUGCUUGCGAAUCCCGGCCACGAAGCAGGCAAUACAUGCUCCCUGACAAGCUGUCCGAAACACCUAGUGAGACGCCCAUCGAGUCUCCGACAAAACCACGUCAAGGAUCUGGGUCAAAGCAUUCUCGCAACCGCAGCUUAAGCGAGUAUGUACCUCCCGGUCGCGCUAUCCCGGUCAAGCCACGGCCGAUUGCAGUUUCAGGAUCAGGAAUGCCCCCGGGGAUCACUGCAUCUGUCAGCACCGACUCGAAGACGAACAACAACAGCAAUAAUCUUCAUCGCGAAGAGUAUCUGGCUGUCCACCGGGGGAUCGCAUUGCCUACUGUUCGCCCUCCUACGCCUCCUCGCAGCAGUCGCAGUGGCUCCGAUGAACGCGAUGACGAACCCGUUAUAACACCGCUGGCAGCUGGCCCUGAUGAGAUAUACUCGGUACGGUCUGUGCGCACACAACAACGUCGCAAGUACCGCAAGAUACGUCAGCUAGGUCAGGGAACAUUCAGUCAAGUCUCCCUCGCGGCACGUAUAGAAAGACGAGAAAGCGACGACGAAACCAUGUUUUCCAGUCUUCAAGAUGUGAAUUUGGUAACACAGAAGCUUGUUGCAGUCAAGAUUAUCGAGUAUGGACCGGCCGGUGGUGCAGAUGAGGAGCGCUUGGAAGUUUCCCUCAAGCGCGAGGUAGACAUACUCAAAUCUGUCAAUCAUCCGUCGCUGGUGCAAUUGAAAGCAUUUGGUAGCGACGAGAAGCGCGCGCUAUUGGUUCUCGACUACUGUCCCGGAGGUGACCUCUUUGACGUGGCAUCGUCGAGUCCACGGCCCAUGAGUCCGCAACUCAUUCGUCGUAUUUUUGCCGAAUUGGUGGGGGCUGUGCGCUACCUGCAUGCAAAUUUCAUUGUGCACCGCGACAUUAAACUUGAGAACGUGCUUGUCAACCUGCCGAUGCAAGCGAUAGAGACGAUCACGGAUUGGCGCACAUACGAUCGAGCCGUCAUCACCCUCAGCGAUCUGGGUCUGUCCCGACGAAUACCCGAGCCUCCCGAAAGCCCUCUGCUUCAGACCCGUUGUGGCAGUGAGGACUACGCAGCCCCUGAGAUCUUGAUGGGACAACCGUAUGAUGGACGAUCAACAGACGCAUGGGCUUUGGGAGUGUUGUUAUACGCCAUGAUGGAAAAUCGGCUCCCGUUCGACGCAUUGCCGGGCACCCGAGGCGACCCUGCCAAACUCCGCGCGCGAACGCCCCACCGCAUCGCACGAGUCGAGUGGUCCUGGUACCGAUAUGCCGACAGCGACGACGAAUGGGAUCAUGAAAAAGGCAAGGACCUCGAAGGCGCCCGCGAUUGUGUCGAGGGGCUAUUGAAACGCAAUACGAAACGAAAAAGUCUGGAUGAGAUCGCGUCGAUGUCGUGGGUUAAGGAGGCGAUCGACAUACCCGGCGAACUAAAGAGGGGGGAUAAGGAAGUGCCAUAGAGCUGGUCUCUUUUCAGUGGUUUUUUCUCCCCUCCAUUACAUAACACUCUUCUCUUUUCCCUUCUUUUCUUCCGUUCUUACCCUGCUUACUUACCAUUCUUUCUUUC
Messenger RNA from Aspergillus eucalypticola CBS 122712, 2340 nucleotides. Its product is annotated as putative protein kinase. The transcript is spliced from 2 exons. Gene Ontology annotation, cellular component: cytoplasm. The record is from RefSeq and is a predicted model, not a curated record. Gene Ontology annotation, molecular function: ATP binding; protein serine/threonine kinase activity. NCBI's taxonomy places the organism in Eukaryota, Fungi, Ascomycota, Eurotiomycetes, Eurotiales, Aspergillaceae. Gene Ontology annotation, biological process: intracellular signal transduction; protein phosphorylation. Bases 170 to 2233 code for a protein of 687 amino acids.